AUGCACCUCGCCACACUCCUUACACUCCCCCUGUUGGCGGCCGCUAUCCCCGCUCCCCAGGCGCCGGCUGGCGACGCCCAGGCUGUUUUCGGCAUCGAGAACAACAACAACGCCGUGUCGUCCGACCUCAACAUCGACCUGAACGAGCUGCGCCUCGUCAAGUUCUCCGAGGAUGAGCCUCCCAAGUGGAUCACCGAGCUCGAGAAGAUUGAGGCUCGCGCUCGUGGCCGCAAGUUCAUGGACAUCACCGACACUCCCACCCUCGGCCUGACCUCUUUCCUCAACGAGGACAAGUACGAGUACCCGAAGCCGGGCAAGUACAAGAAGGACAUCAAGGCUCUCUACAAGAACCUUUCCGAGGACCACAUGAAGCAAUUCCUGUCCAAGUUCACCAGCUUCCGCACUCGCUACUACAAGUCUCAGACUGGAAAGGAGUCGCAGAAGUUCCUCCUGUCGACUAUUAAGGAGAUCGCCAGGGACGAGAAGGAAAUCGACAUUUCCGAGUUCGAACACCCGUGGGGACAGAACUCCAUCAUCGUCCGCUUCCCUCACACCGGCAAGAAGGAUGCUCCUCGCGUCGUCGUCGGUUCACAUCUCGAUUCAACUAAUAUGUGGCCCUUCCUCCCUGCACCAGGUGCUGAUGACGACGGUUCUGGGACGACUUCAUCGCUGGAGGCGUUCCGCGCGCUCGUCCACGGCAACUUCACUCCUUCCGGUCCCGUGGAGUUCCACUGGUACUCCGCUGAGGAGGGUGGUCUUCUGGGCUCGCAGGCUGUUGCUAAGUCCUACGAGGACAAGGGAGUCAAGGUCAAGGCCAUGCUUCAGAUGGACAUGACUGCCUGGGUCAAGACUGGCACUGAGGAGCACGUGGGCCUGGUUCACGACUUUGUCUCUGCCUCUCUUACCAAGUUUGUCUGGAAGACUGCUGAGACUUACCUCGACAUCGGCGUCCGCGAGACCAAGUGUGGCUACGCCUGUUCCGACCACGCUUCGUUCACCAAGGCAGGCUACCCCUCUGCCUUUGCCAUUGAGUCCGAGUUUGACCUGACCAACCACAACAUCCACUCGACGUCGGACACGAUCGACCACCCCGAGUUCUCGUUCAGCCACAUGAAGGAGUUCUCCAAGCUCGCCAUCGCCUUCGCUUACGAGCUCGGCGCCUGA
Messenger RNA from Trichosporon asahii var. asahii CBS 2479, 1164 nucleotides. RefSeq names its product peptidase. The transcript is spliced from 6 exons. Bases 1 to 1164 code for a protein of 387 amino acids. Gene Ontology annotation, biological process: proteolysis. Gene Ontology annotation, molecular function: metalloexopeptidase activity. Lineage: Eukaryota; Fungi; Basidiomycota; Tremellomycetes; Trichosporonales; Trichosporonaceae. The record is from RefSeq and is a predicted model, not a curated record.